AUGGAGUCCCUAUCAGAACCUAUUCCCAUGGGGGGACACUGGACCUCGAUGUUUUCCGAAGGCGAGGAUCUGACAUGGCGACUGAUACCCUACAUACUUGUCUGGGCUGCCUUCGGUUUGGUAUUCCUCAUAUGGCUAUUCAUUACACUCUUCGUGCCGGAGCCACGGAAACCCUUGCCCUCAGAGAAAACUUUCACAACCAUAGAGGCCACAGGUAGCGUAACAGCGCCGGAGCCGUUACCCUGCUGGUACGACAACCUCUCACGGCGGAUCAAUGCAGCGAGGAAAAAGCAGGAGCAGGGGGGUGGGGAUUCAAAGCCACAUGAGAAGGAGUCCGAUCUUGAGAGCGAGAUCGAGCCGGCCGAACUCUUCAUGACACUCGUCGUGCCUGCGUAUAACGAGGAACACAGACUUACAGGCAUGCUGGAGGAGGCGGUCAACUUUCUCGAAAAUGCAUACGGGACAGGAAAGGGCAGCACUGGACCGGGAGAUAUCAUUGAAAUCACAGAAGACACAGAAUCCACAACCACAUCCACGCCCACAGGCAAGACAACAAGACGGCGGAAAGCCAAUGGCACUUCCACGUCGACGUCGACGUCAACAUCCAAAUCCUCAACUUCCACCCCGUCCACCUCCACCUCCAAACCCACUCUCCCAUCCAGCGCCACCAAAGGCUGGGAAAUCCUGCUCAUCGACGACGGAUCAACGGACAAAACGCUGGAAAUCGCGCAGGAGUUCUCGCGCGUGCACAUCCUCCCCAAACAACCGCGGCGCGCCUCGGGGCCUUGGACACACCGGUCAGAAACCGCGGUGAAGAUCCCCGCCGGGUCAAUCCGGAUGGUGUCACUGGCGCAGAACCGGGGCAAAGGCGGGGCGGUGACGCACGGGAUGCGACACGCACGCGGCGCAUACGUGGUAUUCGCGGACGCGGACGGCGCGAGCGACAUCGCGGACCUGGGGAAACUCGUGACGGCGUGCCAGGAAGCCGAGGACGGUCGCGGCCGAGCCGUCGCGGUGGGAUCGCGCGCGCAUCUCGUCGGCUCCGCCGCCGUCGUCCAGCGCUCCGCCCUGCGUAACUUCCUCAUGCACUCGUUCCACCUGCUGCUGCGCCUGAUGACGCCGCCCGCGACCGCGCGCAUCCGCGACACUCAGUGCGGGUUUAAGCUGUUCUCGCGUGCGACCCUACCGUUCAUCGUGCCCCACAUGCAUAUGGACGGUUGGAUCUUCGAUGUCGAGAUGCUCAUGCUCGCCGAGUUUGCCGGCAUCCCCGUCGUCGAGGUCCCCGUGGGCUGGAGGGAGGUGGUCGGCUCCAAGUUGAAUGUCGUCAAGGAUAGUGUCGGCAUGGCUUGGGGUUUGGCGCUUUUGAGGCUCUGUUGGGGGGUCGGCAUCUAUAGACGUUGA
This is a messenger RNA of Exophiala bonariae, 1401 nucleotides long. RefSeq lists its product as uncharacterized. Gene Ontology annotation, cellular component: endoplasmic reticulum membrane. The record is from RefSeq and is a predicted model, not a curated record. NCBI's taxonomy places the organism in Eukaryota, Fungi, Ascomycota, Eurotiomycetes, Chaetothyriales, Herpotrichiellaceae. Bases 1 to 1401 code for a protein of 466 amino acids. The transcript is spliced from 2 exons.